AUGUUCGAGCAAUCGAACGUUAGUACGACGUUUCAUGAUGUAUAUAUACAAGCACUUUAUCCAUCCUAUGAAGCAACAGCUCUUGUUUAUUGCAAAAAUACUCAAUAUCCUACUCCUCCUACUAACGAGAUCAAAUGGCGUCGUGCAGAUUUACAAACAUUCCUCAUUCAUUAUUUCCCACACUAUCAGGAACAACCACAAGCUUUGGAUCAACUGUACGGCUCACUUUUAACCAAGAUAAAGAUAAAACAAGGACGAGAUACUAAUGAAGAGAAGGUGAAGGACGAAGAGGAGAAGGGUACGAGGUUAUUACUAGACAAAAGAAUGGAUGAAGAGACUGCUGAUGCUGAUGAUUCUGAAGAACUUGUGGUUACAUUUGAUAUUCUCAAGAAUGUACUGAUAGAGCAGUAUCAAAGUACACGACUUGCUGAUAAAGAUCCUUUUCCACUUGAAUCUUGGAUGAAACUUAAGUCAAGACGGCUUUCAGUUUGGAUACCACCAUUUGUUCCAGGAUCAACUACUGGGACGAAUAAUCAUACAAUGGUUGAUACCAUGUCUCAUUCUGUACUGUGUGAAUUCCAGGCAGAGGUAGUGAAAAAAUCCAAAAGCUGGUUAACAAGAGGGCGAGUACGUCAUUUGAAGCUACGCUGGGGAGUACUAGAAAUGCACAAGCGCAGUCUCACUGUAAGACCAUUUCGUCAUCGCUCAUCAGGGACUAAUCCUAGCGCUUCAAGCACCCGUAGCCGCGUGAUUAAUACCUCAAGUACUACUUAUCCUACGACUUCCACGAUAGAAGGAGCUAAAAUUGCCAACACAACGACGUACUAUCUACAGGAUCUAGUAUCGAUGAAACUGGAGCACAUGUGCGAUGGAGAAUCUACUUUUGCUCGUAAGGCGGUGUUGACGCUGAAGUUUCAGAGAAUGGUAGCACCAUUGUCCAAUAGUCAUAGCAAUCUUAGUGCCACGGCCGCUCACGAUAUUAAGACGCUAAUACUAGGAAGCGCUGAAGCGUCAGCGACGCUUUCUUCAGUGCGGGACUACGUCGCUACGUUUGCGCUUUAUCUGGAGCUUUCACGACAAGACCGCCUGCCAUCAAUGGCCAAGAUACGUCGAUAUCUUGCUGCAGGGGCCAUGGUGAACGUCCAUGUCCGCAUUCCUCGCACGUUUUCGUCCAAAGCCUUGAAAGAAGGGUUUAGGAGACGAAGUCAGACCAAACAGCCGCCGUUGGGAACGAUGACAGCUCUACAGCUUGCAUUCCUGCAAGAUCCACGAGUGUCCAGUUUUGAGAGCACGAUUGAAUUGCUACUCAGCGCCGAUGCAGAUCCGAGCAGUCUUUUGUACUGGAACAACGCGACGCAGGUCGUUUUCUUUCUGCCAUCUGCUAGUAGUGGUUGUGAAGAGAAGAGUAAGAAACAUCAUGAAAGGUGGGAAUUACGAAAACGCCUACUCCUUCUCAAUAAGGUAAAAUGCGAUGGUGAUGAAAGUGCAAUAUUUUCGUGCUUCAAAUCUCAGGCUGACGACGGGGCUCGAUGGAAUCUGCUCAUGUAUUUGUGCUGGCUUGGGGACGUCAAAAGUGUAAAGCAACUGCUCGUUGUGACGGGGGCUGGAAUCACUCGAGGAAGCCAGGUCAGGUCAUCAGGGCGACAGCAAGCGACCUGCCUCGGCCAUAUCAAUGCGACAGGCGAUACGGCGCUUCAUGUUGCCAUUAAAUCCGGACACGAGUCGGUGGCAUUAUUGCUUGUGGAAGCAGCACUCUCAGUUAAUGCUCAGGCGCUCCAUCAAUGUGAUGGGCGAGGCGAACCUGUGGUCCAUUUAGCACUCAUCGCGCACCACUGGCGCGUCGUAGAUGCGUUGGUGACUGGUGGUGCUAUUGAUCCUCGAUCUUACGAUGCUGUGAGAAAUACAGCGCUACAUCUUGCAAUCGAACUACGAGCACCCUUGGCGCUUAUUGCACGUCUCAUUCAAGUGUAUCGCCACUCACCUCCAUCUGCAGGUCUCGACGGGCGAGUUGGUCGACGUGGAAGCAAUGACACCCCACUAUCAUUGGCAGUCAAGAGCGGUCAACAAGAAGUUGUUGUCCUUUUGCUUGCUUCCGGCGCCUCUCCUUCGUGUCAGAUUGUCAAUGAUGCGAGGCAUUUACCGAAAAGCAAGAAACUCGACACGAAAAGGGGUGUUGGAGAAAAAGGGCUUAUCGGGAACAAUGAUAGCGCUCUUCACGUUGCAAUCAAAGCAGGGAUGGAGCUUGCUGCAGCGGCACUGAUUGCUCACAGAGCCGACAUUUAUGCCGUUGACUCCUGUGGUGCUUCGUCCUUGGCACUUGCAGUUCGCCACGGAUUGUACGCGCUAGCUGUAGCCCUCGUCGGCCAGCAUCAGAAGAGACAAAGUCAUGCAUCAAGUAAGCAUUGGUGGGUUGAUGGUGAAACAGGCAGGUCUGUGGUGAUGCUGGCCUUCCAAGCCGGGCAGCUUGAGCUAGGAGCUUUUUUGCUUGAUUGUAGCCUCCAUGACCAGGACAGCCAGCGUCAAAUAUAUUUUGCACAACUUCUUCCUAUGCUGGUGCAGACAAGCUCCUGGAUAGAAACUUCAUAUAAUAGUGACUCUGGUGGCUGCACCGUUGCGCAAUCAGAUGUAAUCUCGAUUAAAACCAGAGGCACCAGGGACUGCAAGGUCAAGAUUGAUGGGUCUUUGGAGGAGAGAGCGUAG
This is a messenger RNA of Peronospora belbahrii, 2700 nucleotides long. NCBI's taxonomy places the organism in Eukaryota, Oomycota, Peronosporomycetes, Peronosporales, Peronosporaceae. The record is from the annotation of a GenBank genome assembly.